This is a messenger RNA of Paralichthys olivaceus (Japanese flounder), 684 nucleotides long. RefSeq names its product prefoldin 5 (gene pfdn5). Gene Ontology annotation, biological process: RNA polymerase III assembly; RNA polymerase I assembly; RNA polymerase II core complex assembly. Lineage: Eukaryota; Metazoa; Chordata; Actinopteri; Pleuronectiformes; Paralichthyidae. The record is from RefSeq and is a predicted model, not a curated record. Gene Ontology annotation, cellular component: cytoplasm; prefoldin complex.
GGGGGCGACGUCUGCCACUAUCGACGGCACUUCACCCGGAAACACUCCCACGAGAAGAAGAGGGUCAUCUGGCAUUGCGCUUCCAUCAUGGCGGUGAACCUCACAGACCUCUCCCUGCCUCAGUUAGAGGGCCUGAAGAACCAACUGGACCAGGAAGUUGAGUUCUUGACGUCUUCAAUAACUCAACUAAAAGUUGCCCAGACAAAGUUUGUUGAAGCAAAAGAUAGUUUAAAUGUGUUGAACAAAAACAACAAAGGAAAAGAAUUGCUGGUGCCUCUCACCAGUUCUAUGUACGUCCCUGGAACAUUAAACGAUGUGGAACAUGUCUUAGUGGAUGUGGGCACAGGAUAUUAUGUUGAAAAGAAUGUGGGAGACUCAAAGAAAUUCUUCAAACGCAAAAUAGACUUCCUCACAAAGCAGAUAGAAAAAGUUCAGCCAGCUCUUCAGGAAAAACAUUCAAUGAAACAAGCUGUGAUUGAAGUCAUGAAUGUGAAGAUCCAGCAACUACAACAGAGCCAGCAGACGUCACAGAUGGUCGGGACCACCAAGGCUUAACCUAAUGAAUCCACUAUAAAUAAUGAAUGAUAACAAAUCCUUUUGUAUCUGUCGGAAGUCAGUGCACAAACUCUUUUAAAUUGAUUAAAUUGGGUUUACAUAUUCAAUAAAAAUAAUGACAAUUAAGCC